CCCUGUGUUCCACCACCCUGUUUGCGCUGCUCCUGUGUCGUCUGCUGCUGAGAUUGUUCCUUUCGUUAAAGGAAAGGAACAUAAACAAGAACUACCAUCAGCAGGAUGGCGCUAUCGUUGUGGAUUCUGGAUUAUCGAAGCUUUAGCAUAGUCUAGUUGUGAUGACCAUGCAAAUCGAACCGUGUUCCUACUGAUUUCAACUUCCAAAUUGCAACAUGUUUGCUUUCUUCAUGGUGUGUGACAUGAUAAGUGGCAGAAUGCAGGCACCGAUCCGAGCCUCCCUCUUCUAUGCAAUGACCAAAUGGAAUAGCUUGGAUUUGGGGUUGUAAGGGGAAGUGGAUCAACGAUGGGGUUAAAAUGGGCACCCUUGCAAUCAAGAAAUUUGUGUGUGUGUGUGUGGAAGCCCAAAUCAGGAAUACUUCUUCAUGAUAAUAGUAGGAUCGCAAAGGACCUCCGUAGAUAACAUUAGAGGAGCAUCUAUGAAGAGGAAAAAAAUGCUGCUUAAUUAGGAAGAAUGACCUGCCCAACUAGUAGUAGUCUUCAUGGGGGCAACGUUUGACUGUUGGUUCCACCAUCAUUUUCUUGCCAAAUUAUGAAUCACCUUCGCUUCUCAUGCUAUCCUAUUAUGAUGAAUGGCUUAUUGAACUUGGCAGAGAUUACAGAUGCCGUUCUACACAAUGCAUCUCAAAGUGGCACAUCUCGAUUUCCCAUAUUGAGUAUUAGAUAUGAAGGAAAUGGAGGAGGACGUCCUCGGAAAGACACAUCUCCUAAUAAGACUAGGAAAGAGGUUGAUAGGUUGAAGGACCCACCAACAUCAAAUGUUGAGUCAUCAAAUGCUGCUAGUCAGGAUGAGAUAAUCGCUUUGUUCAAAAGGAUACAGACUUCAAUCUCGAAAGGUAGACCAGCUACUCCGAGAAGGAGAAACCUCAAAAGUCAAAAGGAGAAGAAAACUGGUGAACCAAUUCCAAAGGAUUUCAAACAGGAACAAGUAAGAGAAGUUGCAAGACCAGUCUCAAAAUUUGUGAAGAAGUCACCUAUCCCAUCACCUUCAUUGGUACAAGAUGAUAAGGAGGUAGCUGAGGAACAACUGCAAUCAGUAAUGAGUAACAAAGUGGCCGACAAACAACAGCAGCAGGCACUAACUACAGAUAGAGAAUCCAAUGUGCAGAAUCUAGAUGAAUUGAAGCUCCCCGAGUUGAAAGAACUUGCAAAAAGGAGGGGAAUAAAAGGUUACUCAAAGCUGAAGAAAGGAGAAGUGUUACAACUUUUGAAGGGGCUGUCAGAAUCCACAUGAUGAGUUGGAAGCUUCACAAGGACAAGGAGAUUUGAUGCUAAAGAAUCCAAAGAUCUUUCAACUGACAUAGCUGUUGAUUCUUUCAGUUUCUUUACGAGGAAUUAGUCUUUUGGUUCAUGUGGCUUCAUUAGUUUCUUGUUUGACUUGGUUAAAUUUAGGUGUCUUUCUUCUCAGUUUCAGUGAUUCUUUCUUUGAUGUCUUAUGUUUUGUUUGAAUCAAACAAAGAUCUCUCUUUGAACUGGAUUGGUUAAUGGUUCUUUGUUAAUGAGCCACCUUCUGUGACAAGCCCUGUCAAGGAUCGUUAACGACUGUUAAAUACUAUACUUGAUAUUUUGAUGCGUCUC
This is a messenger RNA of Musa acuminata AAA Group (dessert banana), 1638 nucleotides long. Its product is annotated as SAP-like protein BP-73. Gene Ontology annotation, biological process: DNA-templated transcription termination. Lineage: Eukaryota; Viridiplantae; Streptophyta; Magnoliopsida; Zingiberales; Musaceae. Bases 593 to 1294 code for a protein of 233 amino acids. The transcript is spliced from 3 exons. The record is from RefSeq and is a predicted model, not a curated record.